Messenger RNA from Beta vulgaris subsp. vulgaris (sugar beet), 3213 nucleotides. RefSeq lists its product as uncharacterized. The coding region runs from base 600 to 2651 and encodes 683 amino acids. Lineage: Eukaryota; Viridiplantae; Streptophyta; Magnoliopsida; Caryophyllales; Amaranthaceae. The record is from RefSeq and is a predicted model, not a curated record. The transcript has 13 exons.
ACUAAAUUCAUUGAAUCACUCUUCAUUUUCAGUUAAAUUUUCUUUUUGGUUUCUGAAAUUGUAUACUUACCAUAAUUUUCUGCAUUUAUAUCAACAUUUAACUGAAAAUUUCCACCAAAUAAAUUUUGCUGAAUUUUAAUGGGUUUGAUUUAACUUGAAUUUCCCAUUUUCUGGGUAUUUCUUUUUUAAGGAUGAAUGACGCUUUUUUUACGUGAAGAACCCGAUUCUCUUAACAGUUAACACGAGAAACGAAUUCCACUUUUUUCUUUUUACCGACUGUCACUUUCUCUCUCUAAGAGAGAGAAAAAAGGGAGAUUUUAGAAGAGAGAGAAAGAAAGAAAGUUGCAGAGAAUUUUCCCCACUAAAGUAGUAAAUCUCAAUUUUUUUUAUUUGAUUUAUUACUAGUAAAGAAUAAAAAUAAAUCCCACAAAUUUCGGUCUAUCUUUCUGGCAUUCUUUUCGCCUUUUCUCUCUCAUCAUUUAAUCACUUCACUACCCAAUCUUUGCUUUUCUCAGUUUUCUCCUACAUUUCAUUUUUUUCAAUCUAUUUUUACGGGACUGUUUGGCAAAUGGUUUUAUAAGAGAAAAAGAGAGAGAAAAAUGAACAAGAACAACUCUAAUUUGCUUGUCACAGGAAAUGCGAAUUUGAGGAGGAGAGAGAAAGUUAAACGAUUGAAUUUUGUUGGGAGUGAAAUGGGUUUUGAUGGUCAAGAUGAGCUUCAUCACUCUACUACUGUUAAUUCUAUGAAAUUUAAGCUUCCUAGAAAGAUUUUUAGUGAUUCCAAUACUUCUGUUCCAAGGAAGCUACGUUCAGCAAUUAAGAAACGUAGCUGUGAAUCAUCCACAGUGGCUUUGCCUGAUGGAAGGAGAUUAAACAAUCGGGUAAACGGGGUUGAAUCGCUUAGCAAGGAUUGUUCGAAGAAGUCUAAGAUAUGCAUGCAGAAUGCUUGGUCUGACAAUUCAGCAAGAAGGAAUGCUUCAGUGGCAAUCUCCAAAGAUGAGGAAGAGGUUGCUGAGACAUUGUUUGCUUUGGCCGGAAUGAUCCCUCUUGAUAGUUUACCUGUCAAUAAAAGAACAGAUAACAAGUCUUUGCAGGCGAAAACAUCAGACCUUUCAAAGAAACAACAUAGCAAUUCUACACCUUCUGAAGAUCCUAUGGUUUUGAAAGAGGAAACGACUGCAACUACUCCUACAGCAACCAUAGACAGCUCAAAAAGGGACUCUUCGCAAGCGAGAUCUGUGAUCGAUCCUCCACCUCUCAUUUUGUCUACAUUGUCUGAAAGAAGACAGAUGAACCUGAAUUUGAAAGUUUCUGUUCCACCGGGGCAUUUUCAGAUCCCUCCCUUGCUUAGAGCUUGUGAUGAAAGACAAUUGAAAACAAAUUCUAACUCUGUUUGUGCUUCUGCUGAACAAAGCCAAGAGAGCAGGUUAACUGAGACCAAACAAGAAAGGAGAGAAUCACACAUUAAUAUAGGAGUUGCUAGUCUAGACAGAGGGCCUGCUACUUCAGCAGUGAUCAGAGAUAAUGCUUGGCCAUCAACAUCUUUACCUGGAUCUGGAGUCGGGGUUCUUCCUUUGCAGUCUUCUGCUACAUUUCUUCCAUCUUGGAGUAAUCAUACUUUCCCAUCUAAAUCUGGUUCCUGCGAUGAUACCCGUUCAGCUGGCAAGAUAUCUUGCUCAAUAAAUGGUGGAAGGAAGUCCUGGAGAAGAUGUGUUGCACAUGUUUACAUCAGUCGCCUGAUUCAGGUGCUGCAAAACUCAGAAGGAAAAGACAUUUCGCCUCUUGCUGCUGGACAUGUUGUAGGCUAUCAGGAUGACCUAAAAGAAAGGCUUGCUGCUGGCAACAUGGUUGGUUCUUCUGCUUACAAGAAUUUCUGUGAAACUGCAAAUGAUGUAUCUGGUCUCAAAAACUGUCAGGCUGAAGUGGCAAGACGUUCACUCUCUGGGUGCUGUGACUCAAAGAAGCAGAGCUACAAUUUCCUGUCUUUAUCGACUGGAGCUGGCACAGAAGUAAACAAUGGUGUAAAUAGAUUGGGCAUCACUUUGGAAGCAAAGGAUCAUGUACAUCAAAUGCAUUCAGGUGCACCAUCUAAUAGUUACGUGCCUAGUUCUUUGUCUCAAAAUCGUUUUCCUUCCAUUCCUUAUCGAGAUCAAGUUGCAGGAGCAUCAGGGGUAUCACCGUCUGCGCCACCUCAGGUUCACAUACAAGUACCUCCAUAUUUUAGUAACCAUUGUGGGACUGCUCCUUCAAGCUCAACAAGAUCAACGCAUCAGCCACACUCUAAACAGCAGCAGCAGAUUUGGACAGCCCAACUGGCUGCACAGUUCAGGCCUGGCCCAGUCCUUUCAUCCCAUAUUGCAAAUUGGCAGAAUAGCAGACGGGAUUGGGGUCGGAAUCCACACUCCAUGAAUCACAUGCCAGCUCAAUUUUCAGCUCCCCAACCUUCUCUAGAAAUGGUUGGUUCUAAGUACCUUCACAUUUCUCAACAGCCACAGCAACAACUUUUUGGGCUUGGUCCAUCCUUGCCUACAUCCAAUGCAAAGCUUCAAAACGGUCAACGCCCUUUGAUAUGUGAAGACAAAGGAGCUCGAUUUCAUCCAGAUGGUGUGCGUCCGUUGCAACUACUCUGCAAUGAACAGCUCUUGAGUUGAGAGGAAACCUAACAGUUCGGAGAAUUAGGUAAUUGUCAUCCUAAAACUCUAAGAUAUACAUAUGUAGAUGAUUCUCUGUGGCAUAAAAUACAAAAUCAGAGUAUAAAAAUUAGAGUUGCUUAUGGAUGAUGUGUCCAUUGAUAGUCUGGUCUGUGGAAAUGGAGUAGAGCCCUUGAGAAAACAAGAAGACAAGUAUACUGAGCCAAGAGUCAGAAUGAAUAAAUAGCAGUGCUUGAUCGUAUUUUGAAGAAUCGCCAAUGGUUGGAUUGGUAGCUUGCAUGUUGGCGUGCCUUUGAUAUCAAAGGUCAUCUGUGCAGAGGUCGUGAGAAUCAGAAGAGCAAUUCGCAAUCCAGUUCUAUUGUGAUAAAAAAUAGUGCCUUUGUAUUCAGAGUAUAUGGUGUAUCUGCAGCAGUGUUAGUGACCAAAAAGUAAAUGGAAAGUAGCUAAGUGAAACACUUGACAUUCUUAGGAGCUGAAUUCUAAACAGUAGAGAUAUUAUUUUCAUAAAGAUCAAGAAUCUUCUAAGCUUAUCCAUAGGGAUGAUAUCUUUUGCCUCUUUGUA